Harpia harpyja (harpy eagle) is the source of this 2170-nucleotide messenger RNA. RefSeq names its product mucin-2 (gene CIST1). NCBI's taxonomy places the organism in Eukaryota, Metazoa, Chordata, Aves, Accipitriformes, Accipitridae. The record is from RefSeq and is a predicted model, not a curated record. The coding region runs from base 986 to 2107 and encodes 373 amino acids. The transcript is spliced from 4 exons.
GGAACCCAGCUGCUGGUCCUGGCUGCAGCUCUGUCCUGGCUGCUGUCCUGCCAGACCCCUGGGGGGGGGCAGCUGGUGCCUCCAUGGGGGGGUUCACCAACACCACCCCCCCACACACACAUGCACUGCCUUGGCACCCUGGGGUCACCCCACGGGCCCCGGUUGGGCCCCAGCAAAGGCUGGGCCUCCGCAGCUCCUCCCCAGACUUCGGCAACCGGCUUUCGCUUCCCGGCACCACGGUCGCUGCUCCUCGUCCUCUUCCGCGUCCCCCACCUGCAAGGCCCGGUCCCUGCUCCAUCCCACCGAGCGGCACCCAAGGGACAGACCCUCUUUUCCCUGGAGCGUUUGGGGACGGUGGCACUCGACGGCAGGGAGAUCGGCCUGGCAGCCGUUGGCCUGCUCUGGCCUGUUCUCAGCCGUGGCGUGCCGAGCUGUGCCAUACCGUGCCAACACCCAGGAUCGCCCUGCUGGCAGGGAGCCCGGCGUGCUGGGGCCCUGCCGUGGGUGGUGGCGGGGGAGAGCGUGGCCUCCCCGGGGACCCGGUACAGUGCCGGGCUGGCUGCGGUUUGCCGUGCGGAAGCGCCCUUCCCCGCCGCACGGAAGCAGCCCUGUCCCGGCAUGGCCGUGCUGCGCCCCGGAUGUGGUGUUGCUUCGGCACGGAGACGGACGGGGUGGUGUCCCCCGGUCCCCCCCAGCGCAGCCCCACGGCUGCCUCCAGCAGCAGCUCCGGUGUCCCCGUGUCCCCUCAUGCCCACGUUCCCAGGUCCCUGUGUCCCCAAGUCCCUGAAUCCCGAUGUCCCCAGAUCCCGUUGUCCCCACAUUUCCCCCCCCCCCCCCCAGCAUCCCUGUGUCCCCACCCUGACCCUUGUCCUCGUCGGGGUGAUGCAGGCAGGGUUGGUGCCCAGGGUGGCCUCACGGUCCGGGGGAAACUGAGGCACGGUGUGUGCCUGUGUGUCUGUGUUGCCGGACCGGGGGGGGGGGGUGGAUGAGAUUCCUCCCGGGGUCCGCAGGGUCCCCGGGGCUGCGGCACGGCCCCGGGAGCUGGCAGGGAGCGUUGGCGGGCGGGAUCGCCCCCGCCUCCCCCGGGGCAGAUAAAGUCGGCGGGCGGACGGCGUGGCCCCGGGACGGCGGCAUGGCCCGGGGCCCGCUCCUCCUGCUGCUCUGCUGUGCCUCUGCCCUGCUCACUGCAGAGACAGGACAUGGCAUCGAUGCCAACAGCACAGUGUCUCUAAGCAGCUCAAGGACAACCGUGGCACCGUCUCCAUCCAUGACAUCAGGAUCAGCAACACCUUCAUCUCCACCCAACAUGAUCACGGCACUGUCUCCAUCCACGAAACCCAGCUCAGCAACACCUUCAUCUCCACCCAGCACGACCACGGCACUGUCUCCAUCCACGAAACCCAGCUCAGCAACACCUUCAUCUCCACCCAGCACGACCACGGCACUGUCUCCAUCCACGAAACCCAGCUCAGCAACACCUUCAUCUCCACCCAGCACGACCACGGCACUGUCUCCAUCCACGAAACCCAGCUCAGCAACACCUUCAUCUCCACCCAGCACGACCACGGCACUGUCUCCAUCCACGAAACCCAGCUCAGCAACACCUUCAUCUCCACCCAGCACGACCACGGCACUGUCUCCAUCCACGAAACCCAGCUCAGCAACACCUUCAUCUCCACCCAACACGACCGUGGCACCGUCUCCAUCCCACCCAACUGUACCCAGCUCUCCGGCCACAGGGCAUCCAUCCAGCUCGACGGCAGUGCCAGCCCCGACCUCACCUGGGCCCUCCGGGCCCCCUCCUGCUCCCAGCUCGCCAGCGCCCACUGUGAGCCCCAGUCCCAGCAGCACCUUGGCCACCAGCUCCAGAACACCGCCGGUCAUCGGCACCAGCACCGCAGCCGGCAACUCAGCGCAGCCCCCUGCCAAGCCUGACCCCGGCGUGGUCAUCGUCAUCUGCCUCUUCGUCUGCGUACUGGUGGGGGGAGCAGCGAUAUUGCUGGUGUGGCUGUGCCGGCGUUGGACCCCCAGCUUCCAUCACCUGGACGAGGUCCCCAUGAGCAAGGUGACAGAAGGGUCCCCCAUCACCCACCACGCACCCAGGUGACCCCCCCCACCACAGCCCCCCAGGCUCCCCACACGGCUGAAUAAAGAAGCUGCUGCCUUGGCU